Molecule: messenger RNA, 5775 nt
Organism: Babesia sp. Xinjiang
Lineage: Eukaryota; Apicomplexa; Aconoidasida; Piroplasmida; Babesiidae
Gene: mtg1
Product: Mitochondrial ribosome-associated GTPase 1
Exons: 6
Coding region: 1-5775 (1924 amino acids)
Cellular component (GO): mitochondrion
Molecular function (GO): GTPase activity; GTP binding
Source: RefSeq, a predicted model, not a curated record
AUGAAUAGGGUAGGCAGGCCUUCUGGUCCUUCCUUAGAUGAUUUUAUCUACCGAACACCCCCGCAGACCUUUGCUGACAAUACUACGGUGUUUUACCACCCUGCGGGUUCAAAUGCAUAUGAGGGAACUGCUAAAAGUGCUAGCACUCCCUUCACAACCCGGGAUAGGUUCACGUUCGAUCGUAGCAUAACAUGGUUCCCUGCGCAUAUGGCAUCCGCCAAGUUGAACAUAGGCAAGAAGCGCCGUGCUGUAGAUUGUAUCCUUGAGGUGCGUGACGCUAGAGCGCCGCUGACAUCAUCUAACUGUUCCCUUUUGGAAGAGUAUCCUGACCAUGUCCCUCGUUUGGUAGUCCUGAAUAAGAGCGACCUUGUACCAGCAUCUGACAUAAAGCGUGCCAGUAAGCUUCUGGAGCAGACAGGUCGUCAUGUGGUUGCUUACAGUGCUUUGGGUCUGCGUAAAAUCACUCAGAUCACUAACUUCGUGAAUACGCACGUCUCGCCAAAGUUCAAAACACUAGGGGUGUGGAUGAUGGUUGUAGGAUUGCCUAACGUUGGCAAGUCGUCAAUAAUUAAUGCACUGAAGCGUUAUUCAUUUUCGCAACGUUGGCACUCAAGGUAUGGUAUGCAUGAGCCUACGAGGCUGACUACUGCCAAAGCGAGAUGUUCUGCGGAACCGGGCAGUACUCGCCAUUUGGGAGCAUUUUUCGUAUCCGAGAAGCCUAAACUCUACUGCUUUGAUACCCCAGGGGUGAUGCUUCCUAAGAUGGAAUGCCCCGAGAUUAACCUGAAGUUGGCUGCUCUAGGGUGUUUGGAAGAUCACCGAGCAGGACUGGAUUAUAUCUCGGAUUACAUAUUGUAUACGUUGAAUCGUCGUCAACUGCUUGAUUAUGUACAUGUUUUGGGUUUGGAGCGUCCAACGGACGAUGUGAAAGAGGUGGGUAACCAACCAUUGAGACAGUAUAAGAUAGCCCAGGUGAUGGAGCACAUCUCCCAUGUUGCCGAACGAAAAUACAGCACAAUAGAGCCAGCGAACUGUUAUCGUAUAUUUAUAAAUCAGUUUCGUUUGGGUCGUUUUGGGCGCAUCUGCAUGGACGAUUUGAGCGACAUAAUGAGGCGGGGUGACCUUUCAGAUUUUGAAUUGAGUAUCGUUAUCUGGCGCGUUAUUCUACUGGUAUGCGCGUUGCGCCUCUACCAUGUCUACGCUUUCACGCCUAACACAAGAACGUACUUCUCAGCCCUGGGUAAACCGUAUAUUAGCCUUUCUGAACAUCAUUCUUCGGGAUUUAAAUCGUGGAAGGUAAGGAAUCAUGAACUCCCAGCCAUUGCUUCUACCGGUAGUGACCCCUCCGGUGGUCAACAGCGCCAAUAUGUUGAAGAUGGUCUCAUUAUUACAGAAUUCGAACCAUUACACAAGGGUGCAUCUGCCCCUGCAAGAUCAGAUCCUGCUUUCACUGAAGCUGUUAACCAUUUUCACGAAGUUGAUUGUUCUGAAGGUGCUGACCCUUUACCCAGGGAAGAUGAUAUUAACAGUAUAGAUUACGAGGAAUUGCAACUUGCAUUUUAUCAGGGAGAUGAGGUAGUUGAUGUUGUACUUAAAAAUGCUCAGGAUAUGUUGAACAUGGAAUGUGAGAAUCUACUUCAGUUUCACAGAUGCCGACGUUAUGCCGGGUUGGCCAAAGAGUCGUCCCGCAACGAUGCUGCAGCAAUGAGAUCGAUCCGUUGUCUAGUGUACUUGAUUGGCGGUCGUAUAUUGAAUUGCGCUAAAAAGGCAAUGAACCGUGUAGAACGUGAGCAUGAUGGAAACUCAUCUGCAACUGAAGGUAUCCGUCGUAACCUUGAGGGGCGAAUAAGGGGCAUCAUACUAGAGACUGUAAAUUACUGGGAGGGCAUUAUCAAGCCAAAAAAAGUAGAAUGUUAUCUACCUGUUUAUCCUAGAGUUAAAGAGGUUGUUACGGGUGAGGAAUACGUUGCUAAGGUGUGGGACUACCUAAACGCAUCUGCUUUUGGUGGAGAUCUUCCCGAAUAUUGUGACAUGAAUUUUGGUUGGUACAACAUGAUAGAACCGGAUGGCAGUGUUAUAGAGAGUUCAGAUGAUGAGUUGUUCCGCAUAUCAAGAAGGGAAUAUGUUCGAUUCCCACGUGUUGUGUAUCCCAAGGAACUGGUUGGGUACCAGAGUGCUCUUGGUAACACAGUAUUUAGGUCUAUGCUGAAGUUGUAUUGUGACAUCUAUGGAUCACGUUUUGGUGGUGAAGAUUAUGCUUCAUCUGCGCUAUCGGCAUUGCAAUUUGUGGAAUCCACUGCGGCGAGAAAUGACCGUGUGGCUUUCAGCUGUAUCCAGUCAGAUGUGGUAGGGUCAGAUUCUCGGUUGAGACACUUGUUAUCCCAUCUUAACGCCUUAGAACCUUUGCGUAACGCCGAAGGUGAUAUAAAUGAUGAUGAAGAUGUGUUUCCUGAUUUGGACCAGCUCCCUUAUUUCAAAAACCGCCUAAGCUUCCGUAUUCUUAAAAAGGUGGUCAAGGAGACGCAAACUGCUUUGGAGAUAUUCGAUAGUUCGUUCCGCCCACAUGGUAAAGAGUGGUUAGACCGUGUUGACGAGGAAUUGAAGAGCGGGAAUAUAGACAUCACGGCCGGUAUUCUAGUGGAGCCUCCUGGGAAAUUGUCCAGUGCACAAAAGGUUGAUAUGCAAUCCGAUUCAAAGUCAUCAGAUGAUAUGUUAGAGCCUCGUGAAGUUGUUUGGUCCCGUGACACAAAUGGGAAUUUAACUGUUCCAAUAAACGAACUGUAUCGCAGUCUUGUGUUUGCUGACUUGGAGAAAUUCGGCAACCUAUUAUCUUUAGGUAUGAACGAAUUGCUAGAAUUGAAGCCCGUGCAAAUAAACAGUAUACAGAACAAAAUCGUGGCGUUAUGCAUAAAUGUGUUAAACCAGGUGAGAGCGCUAGACGCCUUUUCAGUUAACUUCUCACUAAUCCCUGAGGAUAUUGCUAAGCAAUCUACUGUUGGUCUCGUUGAAAAGUCAAACACGGUAAUUAUACAGUGUAUAAUGUUUUUGAACAAGUUUAUUGGUCGAUGUCUAGCUCAUCGUGGUCUAUAUCCUCUGGACAAUGAGUUUUUGCGUGAAAGGCCGCUGGAGUUGUUGAUCAAGGAGAACAACCCAUCAAUGUUCACUUUACCAGCCUCUAUUGAUCCUACUCGUUUCGGUGCAGCAGCGGUACGUGAGGAAGCACGUAUGAAGCCUGUCCCGUUUCCCAAGGAGUACAUGAACGAUGUUGUAUCCGCGGACGAUCCGUCAGCGCUUCAAUUUUUAGUGAAUUAUUACAACUUUAACCUUUUUGGUGGCCGAUUACCGAUAGAUUUAGCUGUGAAGUUUGACGAUGAAGCGUUGAAUGAAUAUCUUUCUUCACAUGAUGAUUCCGCCGAGUCGCUCAUCGUGCCUACCAUUCGACUUAACCCUUUGGUAAAGCGUAGUAAGAUCCUGGUAUCACGUUUGGUUAUGGACGAAUGUUUUCACCUGUACUUAAGGAACUCAUAUAGGUUUAAUACGAGUUUUGAGGGUAAAUCUAAAUUAAUGUUAACGGACGUACUUGAUUCGGACAUCGUUCGGCGUACAAGGCAGCAUCUUGCGAACUGUAUUGAACCAUCUGGUGGCUGGCCAUUUUUCUUUGACGAAUUAGAGUAUAUGGCCAUAAAUGAGCGACCUGAACUGGCCAAUUUGGGUUCUAGAUUACCUGCCUUGAAAGGACGAUCUUUAAACACUAUUUUCAGUGAUUUGAUCUCCACCGACCUGGACGUUGUGGGUACCCUUGAGAAGCUGGUGGAACGUACCGACAUGUCAGAUCUCUGGGAACGUCAGGUGUUGCCAAUACGUCAUUUUGUGAACUCGCUUCAAAGCGGUAUUUAUGACCUUGCUUAUACGGUGAUACUGAACCCUAGUUCGGUUGCUGUAAUAUCCCCUAUGCCAAUAAGUGAGAUAAAUAUGCUUGAGAACAAGUUUAAAGAAGCAUGUCAUAUUUCACAUGUCCUUGACGACGGUGAUGGUAAGGUUGUGGAUGAGUCCAGGCAGCACCUGAACUCACUUGCUAACCUGGAGUCGCUGAAGAUUGUUGAGUGUGCUUUCGACGAGCUUAGAGAGCAUUCUACGAAGCACGGGCUAAUAUCUGUGCCUGACCUCACCGAGGGCAUCAGAGAGGCGACAGAUAACCUUGCCCGAUGUCAGCCAGAAGAGUUGGCGCAUCAGCCUUCCGAAGUCGAUUGUACUAUCAUAGGCACAAGUCCAUCUGGCUUACCUACGGAGUUACGGCGCAGCAAUAAGGAUGAGGAAGUGAUUAAGAAGUACAUGCCAGUAACCGAUCCCCCGACCUCAAAGUGUACACCUGAGGGAAAUGUUGAUAGCAGCAGCAAUAACUAUACUUUGAACGAAGAAGAGCGUCUUGUUUUUGCUGAAGCUGUAUAUAGUGGAUACAACCAUACGCUGUUUAAGGAUGCGCUCCCAUCUGACGUUGGUAUUGAGUUUACCAGUUCCCUUGAUGAUCUAUCAUCCCUCUACGAGGAUCUGCAUCACAUUGCACCUCCAAUCAUAAGGCUUCACGGGUUACUUUUCAACGCUAAGUUGAUAUUUUUGCAGAUGAUGCUGCAAAUGAUCAACAUCUCCUUUGCAUCAUCUACGCACAAUAUAGAGAUGGACUGUUUACGUUAUUUUGGGACACCAUACCGGAGUGCAUUUGCGCGAUUUCAUUCUGAGCAGCAGCAGUUGAUUAAAAGUCGCUUGUUACCUCUAAGUCGUGAAGCCCGUCAGAAGGCUAAGGAGGAGUCUAAGGAUGGAGUGAAUGAAACCUAUAUCAGUUCAUUGAAGGAUGCUGCUGAUGUAAAGGCUGCUGGUGGCAGCGGCAACACGCUAUUGGAUAUGGAAAUUGAUGAGUUUGUUGACGAGGUUUUGGAGGGUCGGUCCAAGGUACAGCGUCUGAAUACUGAUGUAUCUCUUUGCAACCCUUUCGAAGAAUAUCAGACGCUUAAGUCGUUUGCCCGUCAUUUUGUAAACUGGAAACGUACAAAAUCAAACUAUCAAGGCGCUGCAUCAGUUGAACCUGUGCCGUUUUCAUCAUCUGGUGACAAGGCUCUACCAAUAUUAAGCAAUAGCAUUUUACGGACUCUAUGGUCCCGUUCUAAGUUCGAACAUGUUGAGAAACUGCUUAAACAGAUGGGUAUGGAGAUGCCACUAUCUGCUAACAUGGAGUUGAACUGGCAACGUCUAUUAACUGAGGAUCAGCAAUUCAAGUUGAUGAAAUAUCUCACUCUUAAGGCAGUGCAUUAUGACAGCGCCUUUACAAUGUUGGUUCGUAGCGGUGCUUGCACUCCUGAAGAGUCGUGUGAGCUGAUGGUAAAGUUGACCGACCCUUAUUUGAAAUUAGAGCCAUAUCCUGAUGAUAAUACCGACACGGCAGCAUCACAGGAGCAGCGUGAAACUCCCAGAACAGAUACUCAAGAUGCUACAGCUAGUGCUGAUGAGCCAGAGCAGGGAGAUGUAUUCUCUAACGAAACAUUUGUUCAAGAGCUUGAAGGGGUCACUAAAAGUAUGGACCCAUCCACGGCGGAGACCGUUAACGUGUUAGUUGACAAGCUUGUACGUCGUAACUACUCUGCUGCAUUGGGUAUAUUAAGUUCGCAUCCUAAACAGGGGUAUCUGAAGGAGUCUGCGAUGAAGUUGCUCGAUAUAAUCCGUAAUAACGGUGUUCUCGACGACCGUCAACACAUAGAGAUCCUCGAGUUUCUACGCAACUAA